Messenger RNA from Aegilops tauschii subsp. strangulata, 1324 nucleotides. The record is from RefSeq and is a predicted model, not a curated record. Lineage: Eukaryota; Viridiplantae; Streptophyta; Magnoliopsida; Poales; Poaceae.
UAUUGAGUUGUAAUUUUUGAGUUGUAAGUAAAUAAAAGUGUGAUGAUCAUCAUUAUUAGAGCAUUGUCCCAUGUGAGGAAAGGAUGAUGGAGACUAUGAUUUCCCCAUAAGUCAGGAUGAAACUCCGGCCAAAAAAAAAAGAAAUUUUUAUUUCUGUGCCCCUGGUUCCUUAGCUCUACUCAUUCAUCCCCACUCUGUUAACUUUUGCUCACUUUUCCCCACUCCCUUGCCCGAAACCCUCAUAACUGGUUAUAACGGACGUUGCCAUCGGGUCAAUUGUUUUGACCGUUAGCUGACGAGUGGGGCCGCGUAUAUGUGGGCGCAUGCAAGACCGCGGUCGUGGGGUAGCACGUGUCCAUGGACAUGCCCGAAACGUCCCAUCAUAUAAAGAGGGCAACCACCUCCAUCGCCCCUACCAUUUUUCCCCAAAUCCCCUCGCUGUCGCAUCGUCUUCCUCUCCCCCACCGGCGUUGUCUCGCUCUCCCGCACUGCCUCCACCGCACCGUCUCGCUCUCCCCCACCGCAUCCUCUUCCUCACCUUCAUCGCCUCCAUCUGUCAGAUGGCCGACGCUCGUGGCGACGCCGACAUAGCGGCCGGAGAUGUGGUGGAGCUGCAAGGUCAGGGCGCGGUGACCGCGGAUGUCGGCGGCGUCCACGGCGGUGCGGGGAAACUCGCAACCGCUGCGGAUGUGGCGGGCUCCACCUCAUCGCUGCAGAAGGUGACGGCGUCGAGCGGCGCAGUCCAUCCCGAUGCCCCCGUUGCGCCGCCUGCCGUGGAGGAGCAGGAGGAUGAUGGUAGGGGGAAGAGGAGGAAGAUAGACUAUACUUUCGACGACCCGUACGAUCCAGCGUAUGGUGACGACGAAGAGUAUGAGUAUGUCUCUGGGGAAGAUGUGGAUGUGGACCGCGGCAACUUCGCCUCCUUCAAAGAGAAGGAAGAGGAGAAGAUCAGGAUCAAGGGCGCGUGGAUUACUACUACAAGAGCAAGACCAAAACUUGGCGUUGCCCCUACUGCACCACCAAGCCAAAGCCAAAGUCCGGCCGCUUCGUUCACCUUCUAGCUCAUGCAGAAGAUGUGGCCAUCCACGGCGAGGACUACAAGAUCAUGGGGCAGCAUGCUGCCCUAGCCAAAGUCCCGUCUCCCCUUCCCUGAUGUUAUGAUGUGUUUUAAGUACUUUAGGUUGUUUGCUGAACUAUGUGGGUGAACUAUGUUUGUGAACAGGAUGUGGGUUACCUUUUGGUGGUUCGAUGAAUUUUAUAUGCUUGUGGCUAUCUAUGUUGGGUAUUUUUGUGUUUUUAAAUUUAUCUGCUAUGAUUUGUUUCA